AUGAUCAUCAAUCAAAGUAUCGCUGUCCUGUGUUCCAACAUAGUUCUCGUGCCAUACGAGAGAAAACACGUGGCAGUAUACCAUGAGUGGAUGAAGUCGGAGGAAAUUCGACAAUCAACUGCAUCAGAACGACUUACUCUUGCAGAGGAGUAUGACAUGCAAAAAAAUUGGCGUACUGAUGCAGAUAAACUGACUUUUAUCAUAUGUACUGUUCCCCAUAGAUAUACAGAAGACAUUAGGACUGGAGUUUUUGCGUCUUCGGAGUUUAUGGUUGGAGAUGUGAAUUUAUUUAUAUCCGCUGCCGAUGAGAUUACCAAUAAUUUUAUUGGAGAACUAGAAGUAAUGAUUGCGCCGCUUGAAGCUAGACGAAAUGGAUACGCUCGCACAGCUUUACUCGGAUUCUUACGAUAUGUUAGUAACCACACGGACGAAAUACUUGCUGAAUAUCGAGGGCAAAACAGCGAGGAGAAUCAUCUCAGUCUAAAGGUCAAGAUUGGCAGCGAAAACCAAAAAAGCAUCAAACUUUUUGAAAGCAUAGGGUUUUGCAAGACAAGGAGUGAUCCCGAUUACUUUGGAGAGUACGAGUUUAGAUUUGCAGACUUUUCGGGUAGAAGAGUUAGUUCAUUAAUGGAUCAAUAUAGAAUACAAGAUUACCUUGAGUUCCCUUACCGCGAAGUGUCUGAUUUAGAUUAA
Molecule: messenger RNA, 693 nt
Organism: Blumeria graminis f. sp. triticale
Lineage: Eukaryota; Fungi; Ascomycota; Leotiomycetes; Helotiales; Erysiphaceae
Source: the annotation of a GenBank genome assembly